This is a messenger RNA of Myripristis murdjan (pinecone soldierfish), 2297 nucleotides long. RefSeq names its product complexin 2a (gene cplx2a). Lineage: Eukaryota; Metazoa; Chordata; Actinopteri; Holocentriformes; Holocentridae. Gene Ontology annotation, molecular function: syntaxin binding. Bases 282 to 686 code for a protein of 134 amino acids. Gene Ontology annotation, biological process: regulation of neurotransmitter secretion; synaptic vesicle exocytosis; neurotransmitter transport. The record is from RefSeq and is a predicted model, not a curated record. Gene Ontology annotation, cellular component: terminal bouton; SNARE complex. The transcript has 4 exons.
UCCUGCAGAACAGACUCUCUUCCUCCUGCCGCUGCAGCCUGACUCUGAUAAAAUCGGCAUGUCUGCAAACUGAGAGCCGCACCAUACGAGAGAGAAAUCCUCCUUUCAGAGAGAGGCAACUUGUUUUGAUUUCUUCCACUCCGGCAGAAGGGGGGAGGCUUUAUAACAUCACAACGAGGCUUUCUGUUUUUUGGAGGUGUGAAGACUUGGACGAGGCUCAAGACAAGGUCUGUCCCUGAUAACGUGACCACCGAAGGAAGGGAAUACAGAACUGCUUCAUCAUGAAUUUUGUAAUGAAAGCUGCACUGGGAGGAGGUCCUCCUGAUGUGGGAAAGAUGCUGGGCGGGGAGGAGAAGGAGGAGGACCCGGAUGCAGCCAAGAAAGAAGAGGAGCGACAGGAGGCGCUGAGGCAGCAGGAGGAGGAGAGGAAGGCUAAAUAUGCCAAGAUGGAGGCUGAGAGGGAAACGAUGAGGCAAGGCAUCAGGGAUAAGUAUGGCAUCAAAAAGCGCGAGGUGGCGGAAGCGGAGGCAGCGGCCGCCAUGGAGGAACCGUCAGAGGGCAGCUUGACUCGACCCAAGAAGGCGGUGCCGGCCGGCUGCGGUGACGAGGAGGAGGAGGAGGAGAGCAUCAUGGACACGGUGAUGAAGUACCUGCCCGGCCCGCUGCAGGACAUGCUGAAGAAGUAGGCUGGCUGGCUAGCUGGCUGAUGCUAACAUUAUCUAUCUUAGCUAACAUAGACUGCAUUCACAACGUUGGCUUAAGUCAGGCGGUUUUUCCCAUCCGUUUGACAGACGUGGACUUGUGUUUUGCUUUUUGAGGCAUGUAAAAUAAAGAGAAAUCCGGUCCGUUCUGUCAAACAGGUGGGGAAACGACUCCGACGUGAGCUAGCAGUGUGAAUCGCAGCCAUAAGUUAAGCGAGGCAAACCCAACGGCCAGGUGAAUGUUAGCUUGGCUAAUGUUAAUGUUAGCGAGGUUAUGCUAAGGAAGCUAACUAGCGAGCAGAGGGGCUAGACGGUUUGACCCUCCGGACCGAGAGGUUUUAGAUCAACUCCUUUUUUUUCUCUCCUCUGUGCGACGGCUGCGAAAAAUUUCCCGCAGCGCUGAAAAAACAAAAAAAACAAAAAAACAAUCUCCUCGUCCACUACGCUUUUCACUCAAUUUAUUUGUAAAUAAAUCAACAAAUAAACACAUAAAUAGAAAGCCCCGAGUCGGGCAAUCAAUCAUGUAAUAAUCAGUAAUAACGAAAUAAUCAUACUAACUGUGUGUCUGUCUCUAAAAUAGGAAAUAUGUGAUAUCUCGAUAAGCCAUAUUUUAAAAAGGAAAUCUGAAGACUUAUUGUGUGCUAUUAAAGCUACUGUUCUGUUCAUCCACGUCUGAAAUUCAUGUCAAAACUUUUUGCACAUGGUGUUGCACAUCAUCUUUGUCCGACCUCAUGUGAACCCCCCCAAGAAACAUCCCCACCCGUUCGCCACGAAAACCCUGAAACAUUCACGUGACGUAGUUGUUAGUAAAAUUUUCUAUUUCCCCGUUCAGUGUGUCCGACCUCCUCCUUUCGUCUUGCAUGCCAUUUGUCUGGUCAGAUUUGUUGUGUGAAUAUGUACGACCCCCCCCUCCUCCUCCUCUAUCCUCUUUUUCUCCUCUUCUAUAUCACGCAAAAAUAUUAAGGCAAUAACUCUUAAUUUUGAAUGUGGUUUCAUUAUCAUGUUGAUAUAAUAGCAGUUAAUAAAAAUAAUGACUAUGUAUGCAUUCAGGUAUUUUAAUUUUCAUAUUUGCAGGGGUUUCUUUUUUUUGUUCGUUUGUUUGUUUGUUUUUGUUUGUUUGUUGUGAUUUUCUUUCUUUCGAUGAAGAAUGACUGAGUAGCAGUCCAGUUACAACUCUUAGCUUUCAGCCAUAAAACCGGAAUUCAACAAUAUUACUGUCACCAUCAGGAUCUAUAGAAUAAUAAAUAAAUAAUAAUAAAAAAAAGAAAUAUGUAAUCAUUUAUAAGCUAUUAUGGAAGCAGUAUUGACUUUAAAGAGGACAAGAGGUCUAGAUUUUGCAUCAUUUGUUGUGUGUGAGAGAGAACAAUAACCCCCCACCUCUUAAGUGAAUACUGCAGUUUGGCUACCGAUCAACGAUUUCCUUACGGAGCAAAGAGAGGAUGUGAAGCGACGCCUGAUGCAGUUUUAAUCAUCGCCGGUUUUAGACGUGAGAAUGAGCCGCUGGUGAAGUGGCACCGGAAUGCCAUGAUGAGCAAUAAAGGAUUAUCAUGUAUGUUUCUGCCUGAGAUUCAAUAAAAACUUUAAAACUUGUUCACA